Paramuricea clavata is the source of this 723-nucleotide messenger RNA. The record is from the annotation of a GenBank genome assembly. NCBI's taxonomy places the organism in Eukaryota, Metazoa, Cnidaria, Anthozoa, Malacalcyonacea, Plexauridae.
AUGCAUCAUAAAUGUAAAUCCCUUGAGGAGAAAAACUCAAUGUUACUAGGUAAACUGGCAGCGUUAAACGAGAGUAUUAAAAGCCGAAUUAAUGAUCACGUUACAAUCGAAUCAGAUUUACCUGCAUCGGGUGCCGACAUCCCAACUUCAAACAAAUUCCUGUCCCUCUCAGAUGAAUCCAUCAUUGAAGAACCUUCACACAAAUCCUCCUCAAAACAGCACUCAGUUUCAUCGAACCCAAACAAUGCAAAGAAUGAAGCUGAUACAAUCUUAAUUUGCGAUAGUAAUGGCCGACAUCUAAACCCACCAUUAUUAUCCCCAACAGCAAAACAAGCUGUACGUACUCGAUGUGCCACCCUUGUGCGGGCAAAAUCAAUAAUAAAUAGUACUACAUAUACCUCACCUAAAUCCUUCAUUAUCGAUACUGGAACAAAUGACUUAGAGCACUCAGAUACAAAUGAGGCACUCAUAAAGAAUGCAAUUGGCACCGUGGAACUUAUCCAAACUAAGCACCCAGAAUCCCACAUAAUUUUUUCGUUCAUUCUCACAAGAAAUGAUGAAUUAGACAAGAGGGGAAUGACCUUAAACAAUUGUUUGGAGAAAUUAUUAUCUACGAAGAAAAAUUUCACCUUUGUCAGACACUCCAACAUCAACUCCAAAUACCACCUGAAAGACAAGAAACAUCUCAAUGAUCGCUCAGAGCCUGAAGCGCGCAUACUUUAG